This is a messenger RNA of Closterium sp. Yama58-4, 4833 nucleotides long. Lineage: Eukaryota; Viridiplantae; Streptophyta; Zygnematophyceae; Desmidiales; Closteriaceae. The record is from the annotation of a GenBank genome assembly.
AUGCGAGGCGGAGAAAGAGAGGGAGGAAGGGAGAAGGCAAGGAGUGAGGCCGAGCAGAAGAGAGAGGAGGAUGAGGCAGCAAGAUGCGAGGCGAGAAGAGAAGGGGAGGAAGCGGAGAAGGCAAGAGGUGAGGCUGAGCAGAAGAGAGAGGAGGCUGAGGCAGCGAAAUGCGAGGCGGAGAAAGAGAGGGAGGAAGCGGAGAAGGCAAGGAGUGAGGCUGAGCAGAAGAGAGAGGAGGCUGAGGCAGCGAAAUGCGAGGCGGAGAAAGAGAGGGAGGAAGCGGAGAAGGCAAGGAGUGAGGCUGAGCAGAAGAGAGAGGAGUCUGAGGCAGCAAAAUGCGAAGCGGAGAAAGAGAGGGAGGAAGCGGAGAAGGCAAGGAGUGAGGCUGAGCAGAAGAGAGAGGAGGCUGAGGCAGCGAAAUGCGAGUUGGAGAAAGAGAGGGAGGAAGCGGAGAAGGCAAGGAGUGAGGCUGAGCAGAAGAGAGAGGAGGCUGAGGCAGCGAAAUGCGAGGCGGAGAAAGAGAGGGAGGAAGCGGAGAAGGCAAGGAGUGAGGCUGAGCAGAAGAGAGAGGAGGCUGAGGCAGCGAAAUGCGAGGCGGAGAAAGAGAGGGAGGAAGCGGAGAAGGCAAGGAGUGAGGCUGAGCAGAAGAGAGAGGAGGCUGAGGCAGCGAAAUGCGAGGCGGAGAAAGAGAGGGAGGAAGCGGAGAAGGCAAGGAGUGAGGCUGAGCAGAAGAGAGAGGAGGCUGAGGCAGCGAAAUGCGAAGCGGAGAAAGAGAGGGAGGAAGCGGAGAAGGCAAGGAGUGAGGCUGAGCAGAAGAGAGAGGAGGCUGAGGCAGCGAAAUGCGAGGCGGAGAAAGAGAGGGAGGAAGCGGAGAAGGCAAGGAGUGAGGCUGAGCAGAAGAGAGAGGAGGCUGAGGCAGCGAAAUGCGAGGCGGAGAAAGAGAGGGAGGAAGCGGAGAAGGCAAGGAGUGAGGCUGAGCAGAAGAGAGAGGAGGCUGAGGCAGCGAAAUGCGAGGCGGAGAAAGAGAGGGAGGAAGCGGAGAAGGCAAGGAGUGAGGCUGAGCAGAAGAGAGAGGAGGCUGAGGCAGCGAAAUGCGAGGCGGAGAAAGAGAGGAGAAGGAGAAGGCAAGGAGUGAGGCUGAGCAGAAGAGAGAGGAGGCUGAGGCAGCGAAAUGCGAGGCGGAGAAAGAGAGGGAGGAAGCGGAGAAGGCAAGGAGUGAGGCUGAACAGAAUGAGGGAGGAGGCUGAGGCAGCGAAAUGCGAGGCGGAGAAAGAGAGGGAGGAAGCGGAGAAGGCAAGGAGUGAGGCUGAGCAGAAGAGAGAGGAGGCUGAGGCAGCGAAAUGCGAGGCGGAGAAAGAGAGGGAGGAAGCGGAGAAGGCAAGGAGUGAGGCUGAGCAGAAGAGAGAGGAGGCUGAGGCAGCGAAAUGCGAGGCGGAGAAAGAGAGGGAGGAAGCGGAGAAGGCAAGGAGUGAGGCUGAGCAGAAGAGAGAGGAGGCUGAGGCAGCGAAAUGCGAGGCGGAGAAAGAGAGGGAGGAAGCGGAGAAGGCAAGGAGUGAGGCUGAGCAGAAGAGAGAGGAGGCUGAGGCAGCGAAAUGCGAGGCGGAGAAAGAGAGGGAGGAAGCGGAGAAGGCAAGGAGUGAGGCUGAGCAGAAGAGAGAGGAGGCUGAGGCAGCGAAAUGCGAGGCGGAGAAAGAGAGGGAGGAAGCGGAGAAGGCAAGGAGUGAGGCUGAGCAGAAGAGAGAGGAGGCUGAGGCAGCGAAAUGCGAGGCGGAGAAAGAGAGGGAGGAAGCGGAGAAGGCAAGGAGUGAGGCUGAGCAGAAGAGAGAGGAGGCUGAGGCAGCGAAAUGCGAGGCGGAGAAAGAGAGGGAGGAAGCGGAGAAGGCAAGGAGUGAGGCUGAGCAGAAGAGAGAGGAGGCUGAGGCAGCGAAAUGCGAGGCGGAGAAAGAGAGGGAGGAAGCGGAGAAGGCAAGGAGUGAGGCUGAGCAGAAGAGAGAGGAGGCUGAGGCAGCGAAAUGCGAGGCGGAGAAAGAGAGGGAGGAAGCGGAGAAGGCAAGGAGUGAGGCUGAGCAGAAGAGAGAGGAGGCUGAGGCAGCGAAAUGCGAGGCGGAGAAAGAGAGGGAGGAAGCGGAGAAGGCAAGGAGUGAGGCUGAGCAGAAGAGAGAGGAGGCUGAGGCAGCGAAAUGCGAGGCGGAGAAAGAGAGGGAGGAAGCGGAGAAGGCAAGGAGUGAGGCUGAGCAGAAGAGAGAGGAGGCUGAGGCAGCGAAAUGCGAGGCGGAGAAAGAGAGGGAGGAAGCGGAGAAGGCAAGGAGCGAGGCUGAGCAGAAGAGGGAAGAGGCUGAGGCAGCGAAAUGCGAGGCGGAGAAAGAGAGGGAGGAAGCGGAGAAGGCAAGGAGUGAGGCUGAGCAGAAGAGAGAGGAGGCUGAGGCAGCGAAAUGCGAGGCGGAGAAAGAGAGGGAGGAAGCGGAGAAGGCAAGGAGCGAGGCUGAGCAGAAGAGGGAAGAGGCUGAGGCAGCGAAAUGCGGGGCAGAGAAAGAGAGGGAGGAAGCGGAGAAGGCAAGGAGUGAGGCUGAGCAGAAGAGAGAGGAGGCUGAGGCAGCGAAAUGCGAGGCGGAGAAAGAGAGGGAGGAAGCGGAGAAGGCAAGGAGUGAGGCUGAGCAGAAGAGAGAGGAGGCUGAGGCAGCGAAAUGCGAGGCGGAGAAAGAGAGGGAGGAAGCGGAGAAGGCAAGGAGUGAGGCUGAGCAGAAGAGAGAGGAGGCUGAGGCAGCGAAAUGCGAGGCGGAGAAAGAGAGGGAGGAAGCGGAGAAGGCAAGGAGCGAGGCUGAGCAGAAGAGGGAAGAGGCUGAGGCAGCGAAAUGCGGGGCAGAGAAAGAGAGGGAGGAAGCGGAGAAGGCAAGGAGUGAGGCUGAGCAGAAGAGAGAGGAGGCUGAGGCAGCGAAACGCGUGGCGGAGAAAGAGAGGGAGGAAGCGGAGAAGGCAAGGAGUGAGGCUGAGCAGAAGAGAGAGGAGGCUGAGGCAGCGAAAUGCGAGGCGGAGAAAGAGAGGGAGGAAGCGGAGAAGGCAAGGAGUGAGGCUGAGCAGAAGAGAGAGGAGGCUGAGGCAGCGAAACGCGUGGCGGAGAAAGAGAGGGAGGAAGCGGAGAAGGCAAGGAGUGAGGCUGAGCAGAAGAGAGAGGAGGCUGAGGCAGCGAAAUGCGAGGCGGAGAAAGAGAGGGAGGAAGCGGAGAAGGCAAGGAGUGAGGCUGAGCAGAAGAGAGAGGAGGCUGAGGCAGCGAAAUGCGAGGCGGAGAAAGAGAGGGAGGAAGCGGAGAAGGCAAGGAGUGAGGCUGAGCAGAAGAGAGAGGAGGCUGAGGCAGCGAAAUGCGAGGCGGAGAAAGAGAGGGAGGAAGCGGAGAAGGCAAGGAGUGAGGCUGAGCAGAAGAGAGAGGAGGCUGAGGCAGCGAAAUGCGAGGCGGAGAAAGAGAGGGAGGAAGCGGAGAAGGCAAGGAGUGAGGCUGAGCAGAAGAGAGAGGAGGCUGAGGCAGCGAAAUGCGAGGCGGAGAAAGAGAGGGAGGAAGCGGAGAAGGCAAGGAGUGAGGCUGAGCAGAAGAGAGAGGAGGCUGAGGCAGCGAAAUGCGAGGCGGAGAAAGAGAGGGAGGAAGCGGAGAAGGCAAGGAGUGAGGCUGAGCAGAAGAGGGAGGAGGCAGAGGCAACGAAAUGCGAGGCGGAGAAAGAGAGGGAGGAAGCGGAGAAGGCAAGGAGUGAGGCUGAGCAGAAGAGAGAGGAGGCUGAGGCAGCGAAAUGCGAGGCGGAGAAAGAGAGGGAGGAAGCGGAGAAGGCAAGGAGUGAGGCUGAGCAGAAGAGAGAGGAGGCUGAGGCAGAAAAAUGGGAGGCGGAGAAAGAGAGGGAGGAAGCGGAGAAGGCAAGGAGUGAGGCUGAGCAGAAGAGAGAGGAGGCUGAGGCAGCGAAAUGCGAGGCGGAGAAAGAGAGGGAGGAAGCGGAGAAGGCAAGGAGUGAGGCUGAGCAGAAGAGAGAGGAGGCUGAGGCAGCGAAAUGCGAGGCGGAGAAAGAGAGGGAGGAAGCGGAGAAGGCAAGGAGUGAGGCUGAGCAGAAGAGAGAGGAGGCUGAGGCAGCAGCAUUGAAUGCUGAUAGAGAGUGGGAAGAGAACGAGAGGAAAAGGAUACAGGCUGAGUCAAGUUUGACUGAUGCACGGAGGAGGUUUAGUGAGGUUUCAGAUGCUGUUGACAAAGCUAAGAGGGAUGCUGACGAGGCAAGACGUGAUGCUGAUGUGGCAAAACGUGAGGCCGAUGUGGCAAGGCGUGAGGGUGAUGCGGCAAGACGUGACGCUGAUGCGGCUAGACGUGUUGCUGAUGAAUGCAAGCUGGCUGCUGAGCUGGCCAAACAAGUCGCUGACUUGGCAAGGCAAGAUUCUGAAGUGGCAAGGCGUGCAGCCGAGCAGGCAGAGGAGGAAAGACGAAGGGAGGAAGCCGGGAAGAAUGGGGAUAGAGAAGGAUGGGUGAAGGAAUUGGAACGGCUGAGGCUUGAAUUGGAGAUGGCUAGGAGGGACAGGGAGAUUGCAAGGAAAGAGCUUGAAAGAGUGAGAAGGGAUGGGGAGAGUGUGAGGGAGGAGCUUCAGAAGGUGGGAAGGGAUGGGGAGAUUGUGAAGGAGGAGCUAGAGAGAGUGAGAGGGGAGUUGGGGAGAGUGAGAAAGGAGCUGGAACGGGUGACAGAGGCUAAGAGGGAGAGUGUGCGGAAUCUGAGCGAGUCAUUGGUGGCUUCUGAGGAGCAGAGGAAGAAGCUGGUGGAGCUGCUUCGAAUGGCCGAGAGCUUUGAGGGAUUCUCUAUGUCACUCUGGUAA